Molecule: messenger RNA, 537 nt
Organism: Orussus abietinus
Lineage: Eukaryota; Metazoa; Arthropoda; Insecta; Hymenoptera; Orussidae
Gene: NdufV3
Exons: 3
Coding region: 124-432 (102 amino acids)
Cellular component (GO): mitochondrion
Source: RefSeq, a predicted model, not a curated record
GCAGCACGGAAUUGCGAUCGUGUAUCGCUUUGUGAGCAAUCUCUGUUUACUAACCUACUGACCCCGCUGCCCCAUUGAGGACAGUUGAGGAAUGUGAGGAGAAGUUUGCGGAAUUCCACAAAAAUGUUUCGAGCUCUUGGUAAAUCUCAUCUUUCGCAGCAUUUAAACCUCUGUGCGUUAUCGCACAACUACGGUACACAAACUACCUCUAGCAAAUGUAAAGCGUCUUCAGAUAUCUCUAGUGUACCGGGGCUUAGCGAGAACUGCGUAAAGGUCCCAGCCAAUCCUGUGGGCCCUGGUGCAUCCAAAGGAAGCGAGUACAAGAACCCUGAGUACUUUUGCUACCAUGCAGAAAGCUUUGCCGAGGCUGAGGUGGAAUUAGCUAAGUUUCGACUUCCAGCGCCAUCCAAUAAGAAAAAAUUUGGACAGUGAUCAAUUAAACAUAUGAGAGUAAUUGAUCCAAUCGCUUUACCGUCACUGUAGAUAGUUGUAUAGUAUGUUACAAUAAAUCUAAGCAUAUUUAUUUAUAUGUACUUA